AUGUGCGCCGCGCUGGGGCACAACCAUCCGCGCAUCGUGCAGGCGCUGCAGGAAAGCGCCGAGACGCUGAUCCACAGCCACAUGACCAUGUUCAACGACCGGGAGAUCAUCCUGGCCAGCCGUUUGGCCGAGAUCACGCCGGACGGCCUGAACCGCAGCAUGUUCCUGGGCUCCGGAAGCGACUCCAACGAGGCGGCCAUGGCCAUCGCCAAGCGCUACACGGGGGGUUACGAGGUGGCCAGCCCGGUGGUCAGCUUCCACGGCAUGACCGACGCGGCCCGGGCGGUGACCUUCUCGGGCUGGCGCCAGGGAUAUGGCCCCUUCGCGCCGGGCAACUAUCCCAUCAUCGCGCCCUACCGCUACCGCUGCUCCUUCUGCCAAGACAAGGGAGCGUGCGACUACACCUGCCUGGAUACCAGCUUUGAACUGCUGGAUGCGCAGGCCGACGGGCGCAUGGCCGCCGUCAUCACCGAGCCGCUGUUCAGCGCCGGCGGCGUCAUCGAACCGCCCCCGGGCUGGCUGCAGGAGCUGAAGCUGCGCUGCGAGUGGCGAGGCAUGCUGCUGAUCCUGGACGAGGCACAGACCGGAUUGGCCAAGUUGGGAUCGAUGUGGGCCUUUGAGCAGGAGGGGGUGGUGCCGGACAUCUUCACCAUUUCGAAGCACUUCGGCGGAGGCAUCGCCAUCAGCGCGACCAUCACCACGGACGAGAUCGAGGAGAAGGCCGUCGAAACGGGACUGGUGGUGGCCCACUCGCAUUCCAACGACCCGCUGACCUGCAACGCCGCCAUCGCCAGCCUGGACAUCAUCCUGGAGGAGAGCCUGGUGGACGUUGCCGACCGCAUCGGCCGGUAUUGGCAGGGCCACCUGCUGCGGCUGAAGGAGCGGCACGAGCUGGUGGGCGACGUGCGGGGGCGCGGUCUGCUCCAGGGGAUCGAGUUCGUCACCAACCGGGAGACGCGGGAGCCGGCCUAUGAACAGGGCCAGCGGAUCGGGCGGAUGUUGCUGGAGAACGGUUUGAUCGUGAGCAUCCGGCGGCAGGGGUCGGUGCUGCGGCUUGUGCCGCCGUUCACUACGACAGAGGACCAGAUGGACCUGGCGGCGGAGAUUCUGGACGCCGCGAUUGGGGCGGUGACGUAG
This is a messenger RNA of Geodia barretti, 1137 nucleotides long. The record is from the annotation of a GenBank genome assembly. Lineage: Eukaryota; Metazoa; Porifera; Demospongiae; Tetractinellida; Geodiidae.